This is a messenger RNA of Megalopta genalis, 3885 nucleotides long. RefSeq names its product limbic system-associated membrane protein. Gene Ontology annotation, biological process: synapse organization. Gene Ontology annotation, cellular component: neuron projection membrane. The record is from RefSeq and is a predicted model, not a curated record. Lineage: Eukaryota; Metazoa; Arthropoda; Insecta; Hymenoptera; Halictidae.
CUUGAAACGCGCGGCUUCGCGGCCUCUUCCCGCGCGUCGCGACGCCCACGUCCGCCUCGACGCGCCAAAACGCCGACACACCUGCGUACACCUGAUCCGUAACGGGCGCCCGCGGUUCCCGAAGUGACUCGCGGCACCCCACGCAACCGGCAUGCACGCAACCCUCGCGCGCCGCGUUUCACGCCCGCGGAAAUUAUUUCUCACGUGCACGUCCGGCUGACCGCCCAUCAAUCCGCGGUAAUAGACAUCUCGUGCGACGAUCGACAAGCACCCCCGAAACCGCAUUGUUCCCGAGGAAAUGAUACGAUUGCUCCAUUAGUCCCGGAAAUUGUACGUGCUCGGUUUGAUGACAGUGUCGCCAGACCGUUUCGUUGGUGCAGAUUGCGCGGACAGUGCGACCUGACUACUGAAAGUUCAGGAUAACGGCAACGUUUGUUCGCCUUGGUUGCUUUGCGUUUGUUUCCACGUAGAAUGGUCGGAUUGGUUACUUUGACUCGUUUGUUUACGAUGUGCCGAGGCAACGUGGCACGAGCCUGGACCGUAGGGUCUUCGCCAGGCUGCAAAUAGGAAUUCGAUGGAACUAUAGCCGUACAACAGUGUAUGUACUAUGCUGUGACCGAUGUUUAUCGCGAGUAGAAAUAGUGUUCCAGAGUCGGACACACGAAUCGAUCCCACUUUAAAAGGUAUCACAGAACAGUCGUAACACUUGCACGAAGAAUCGUUAGCCCCUUUUGUUAAUGCGGUUAGUUCCGAAGAAUCCCGCGUGCCAUCGCGUUAUCGUUUAACCUGCCAUUGCAGAACGACGCCCGUUCUUAAUUAGCAUAUCUCGUGGAAACGCGCACGUAGCCGACCAGUAGUUCGUUUGUGUCGAUGCUGAAAUCGGGUUCCAACUGAAACUUUUGUGGACUGUAAAGCGUGAAAUUGCCUUCGGCAAAGACAUUGGACAGUGUGCAAAUACCGUUCUCCCGAAGAAACAAGCUGUGACACGCAGAAUGGACUAACGAAGGGAAGAAUAAUACCGACUGGACGUACGGGUCACGAUUUCGCCGACCGAUAAACGGAGGACUCAUGGAUGAACGCACGAUGGACACAUGAAUCGAAGCCAUCAUGGUUGAACUCGAAUUGAUCCUGCUGCUGCUGGCAUCAUCGCGCUACCUCGUCCAUCCGAUCGAUGGCGCGACUCGGAACGAGAAGCCGGCCGCCGAAGAGACCCGGAGCCAGAAUAAUGUUCUUUCUUCGGUGGCUGCAUCUGCCAAGAAUGUCCUGGCUCAGACCGGCGGCAGCGCUAUGCUACCCUGCAGAUUCACUGGCCCCGGAAUAGUGACAUGGAGCAGACGAAGAGACAGACAGUUGCUAACAGUGGGCAGACACACCCAUUCCAUCGAAGAUCGGUUCGUUGUCGUCCCGGAUAGUCCAGACUGGAACCUCAAGAUAAAGAACGUGAAGAAAGAGGACGCUGGGCUAUACGAGUGUCAGAUCCAAACCGACCCAAUCCAAAAACGAUUAAUCCAGUUAAGUAUCACCGACGCGUACUCUAUGAUCCCUGGUGGGCCGAAUCUACACGUGAAACAAGGAUCCAGCCUUCGACUCGAAUGCCAGUUAAUGGCUUCGGCGGAAGCGCCCAGCUUUAUUUUCUGGUACCGACAGGGUCGCAUGAUUAAUUACGACAAUGAGCCGGGUGUCACGGUCGAGGCAACGAAAAACGGUUCUAUUCUGACCGUUGACAAAGUCAAGACUUCCCACGGUGCCAAUUACACCUGUUUACCAAGCAACGCCAGGGCUGCCUACAUCAUGAUUCACGUGAUCGAGGAAGAGGAAAAGCCAGCGGCGAUGCACGGGGGCGAUCGGCGGAACUCGACGCGUCGGGCAUCCAUCAACGUCAUGUUGAUUUUUCUGAGUUUCCUCGGUGUACAGUGCACGGGCCGGCUCUGUCUGCAUCAUUCCCGCGUCACGUGACCAGCCCACCGUGUCAGCAUCGUCGCCGAAUUAGCAUUCACCGGGGACUCGAACAUUUCCCGACACCUUUCCCGUCAGCCCAGCGGCCGCGCGCCCGUUUUUCAUUUUCGCGGGCGUCUUUGAGCGACUUCGACCACCGGAAUUGGGAACGCCGCGUUCCCCGCGCGUCGGCUCGUCGCGAGAAGUUCGUUCCCGCGAGCGCUCGUUCCGCGCGGAACAGGAGACGCGCGUACCGUUUCUGCGGACAAAAAGGACCGUGUUCGAUCGAUCAUGCGAAACGUCGACUCGAAGUAAUCGUCGACCGAGGAGAAACGUCGUCCGGGCUCGAGCGAAGGCGAAACGCGAUACGAAGGGGCUCGUAGCGUUUCAAAGUUACGGAAGCAGCCUGAAGUUCGCGGAUAGAAUUCGGGCCACGGUGGAACACUCGGCGCUGUCAUUAGAGGAACACUCGGAAUUGAAUAGCAUUCCGGCUUGUUGAUAUCGUGUGCGUGUCGUUUGAGUCCUCUUUCGUUACGCUGCGAGGUCCUGGAUGCGCGAUAUCAUUACAUUGCCGCGAUAUACAACGUGGGAGAAAGGUUUCCGUUACUCAAUGGCUGACGUUUGCUUUAGCCCGGCGAAAACGGUUGGACGCGAUACGCGCCGCCACACGGUGUUGUAGAAAAACUUCUCUUAUAUUAUGCAAGCCUCUAGCAGCCGCACUCUAGAAUGCCUCUUGCAACGAGAAAGAUACUUCACAAUUUCCGUCAGAGACCAUUGACGACGCUGCUGCAAAUGGUCUCGUCUACUUCCAACGGAAUAAUUCUGUUUCCUUGAUGAUGCGACGCGGAUGGCCAGGCGGAAUAUUGUAUAUUCGAGUCAGACCGUGCAAAGAGCGUGUUUCACACUUUCGGUAAUAAGCAGAGCAUUUCAGCGCAAACGCGGCGCGUGAAACUGCCGCGCCCAAUCAACGAGGCUACGCCUUUCGGCGCUAUUAGCGCGAGAAACGUUCGGUUGCGCGCGCGACCUGUCGCCGAGUGUCUUCACUAAUUAAGAAAAGGAAAAGCAACGCGAGACGUUCAGUCUAUAGAGCGGGUGUGUCACGAGCAUUCAGCGGCCGCGCGCGUAUUCACGGUUUUCGGCGGCUUUCUUUGACGCUCUGAAUGGAACGAGCAACGGCACGCGUCACCGAAGAAUAGAAAGGCCGACGUCGCUCUCGUAUAUCGGUAUGAAUUUAAUGCGCCGAAAGUUCUCCCACCUUUUCCACGGUCGCGUUCAAGCAGCCGCGAGACAAGCUCGAUAAACUUGAACGCGGUUGGAACGCGCGCGCCCAUUCAAGCUUGCGGGACCUUGCGAAUCGGCCGUGUUCCGAUGAAUGGCGAAGUCAUACACCACUGCGGCUAAGUGCUGCUCGCACGGCCUAUUCACAUACACGCGGCCGUCUCUCAUAUAAAUACCGUCAGCCAUUGUCUCUUAAAUUUCUUUCAAACGCGCCGCCCCGUUUCUCCUCCCGGCCUCGAUCUCUCGUUCACGAACGCUGCCACCGACAAUUUCGCCUUUCGUCGCGAACGGACGAUUGUACCCCGCCACGGAAUCCCGUGGUCGUUUUAAUUAACACUCCCCGUAGCCAGCGCGGACAGUCGCAAACGGGAACUCCGUGUCGCGGCUGCGACAGUGGCGACAUCUUGGCGGACACGACGCGACAACCAACGUCGAACUCGCGACACGCGUGUUCACGGGAUUGUGCAAAUCGUGCGAAUGGGUCACUCUUGUCUGCAGAAUUUUACUACUUCGUUGUGAGACACACCUGCGAAAAUUGACUCGUAGAAUCUCUGUUAUGGAAUUUGUACACGCGCGUCGUAUCGUUGUGUUGACUACGAUAUACAGUAAAUUCUCCCUAAUUCUCCGUCAGCUUGUGAACAAAAAUGGACGAUUUGGGAAGAGGAGAUACGA